AUGAGACUGGAAGUCCUGCCCAAGCCGUGGAACGGAUCAUUUGUCCAGGCCAGAAAGUGGAUGAGCCAAAAUCUUCACUGCAUCAGCUGGUUUCUGCAGCAAAUUAUGCUUCUGUGGCAUGAAUCUUACAAAGACGUUCGUCUGAUUGAUGUGGCGUUCUUCCACGGCAGAGAGAAGUGCUUUGAGCUUUCUGAGUUUCAGCAGAUUAUCACCGAACAGAUGGAGCUCCAUAAAAACGUCCUCCUCGAUACUUGGUUUCUUGAUGUGAAGUACAUUUUCGAUGAGGGUGGCUUGCCCUGCCAGCUGCCUUCACUCAUAAAGACGGGUCAACUGGAGUCUUUCUUCAACUGUGCAGCAACUCUGAUGACUCUGCAGCUGCAGAAACUUACUCUCAGCUCACUAAGCGACUACACAAGUCUCAUUUCUAAGGAUAUGCACUCAGACAGAUCCAGAAAGACGUCAGGCUUUGUUGUACAUCUGAUCUUAGAGGACACUGACAUCAAGUUUGAGCCAGACUUCAGGGAGUAUGAGGAGGCCCUUAUUGCUGUGUUUGAGCUCAUGCUGAGGACCACCAGUGAUAUGCCACGGAUAGAAACCAAACUCUUUGUGGAUUGGGUAAGAAUAAAACAUUUAGCUGCUUUGAAGCCCAUCAUCCUUCCAGAGAUCAUACAAGCCCAGCAGGAGGAGGUACGCAGGGCUUUCUGGGCUGAGACAAUACGACCCAAAGAGUACAUCCACCAGUAUGACCAGUAUGCCAUGCUGGUGACCGGGAAGGCAGAGGAGAAGGUGCAGCAUUUCCUCAGUCAACAGAAAUCCUUCCAUGAGAUCAUGGAAGAGGCAAUCUACUAUCAGAAACUUGCUAAUGAGAUUAAGUUCACAUCAUCCCCGGUAGUUCGGCUCGGCAUGUUUGAGGUGCACUCCCACCGACUCCUCGGCUCUCUGGUCGAACGUGCUCAGGAGCUGAAUCAGAAACUGACGACAAAGAUGUUACAGGACCAUCAGGGGAUCAACAGAAGGCUCUGCACUGAUUUUGAGAAGAUUUCAGAGAAGGCUCUGAGUCCCCCAGCUGAUACUCUGACAAUGACGGAGCUAAAGAGCUCCAUUAAGAAGAUUUGGGCCACAGAGAUACCUCUUCUGGGUCAGCGGCUGGCUGACUCUAAAAGACUGCUGUGUUCUAUGUUAGACAUUGCGACUCUUUCGCCGGAGCACAAGCAGCUCCACAACCAAACCGUACACUGCUUCCAGCGUAUGCCGUCAAUAUUAGAGCAACACCAGCAGAUCGUUGAAGAGAAGACGGAGUGUUUCCAGGUUGCUCUCAAGGUCGAACGGGUGGAAUUCACAAAGAAAGUGGAAAACUACAGCUUGGAGAUUGAGACGUUUCUUGGUUACGAUUACCUGUUGGAUCUCAACGAGUAUCUGACGCAUGCAAGGGACCUUAAUGCAAGGCUGGAAUUGGACAGAGAGAAGAUUAACCAGUUUAAUCUGGAGGAGGAGGCCUUCGGCUGGCCUGUGUCCCAGUAUCCCCAGUGGACACAGAUCCAGGAGAGGCUGACGCCAUUUCUACGCCUCUAUGAGACAGCCUCUGACUUCCUGAGAAGCCAUGAACAGUGGCUCCAUGGGCCCCUCUCUGCUGUCAACCCAGAUAAGGUGGAAGCUGACAUUGAAAACCACUGGCGGACUUUAUACAAGCUGGAGAAAAGCUUCAGUGAGGCGCCCAAUGCCCUGAGGAUGGCCACCACUGUGAAGGCUAAAGUGGAGGGCUUUAAGGAGCUCGUUCCCAUGGUGCAGGUGUUGUGCAACCCAGGCCUACGCACGCGCCACUGGGACGCCAUGUCCGAGCUGGUUGGGUUUCCUCUGCACCCCGUCAAUGAGAAGACAUGCGUGGCUCAGUACCUGGACAGGGGGCUGGAGACACAUCUGAGCAGCUUUAACAGCAUCAGCGAGUUGGCCAGCAAGGAGCACUCUCUGGAGAAGGCCCUGGAGAAGAUGUACAGCGAGUGGCGUGACAUGAAGUUCAGCCUGAUGGCGCAUCGAGAAACAGGGACCUUCAUCCUGUCCUCUGUGGAGGAGAUCCAGCUGCUAAUGGAUGAUCAAACUGUGAAAACACAAACCAUGAAGGGCUCGCCUUUCAACAAGCCUUUUGAGGAGAAGAUACGAGAGUGGGAGGCCAAGCUGCUGCUCCUGCAGGAGAUCCUGGACGAGUGGUUAAAGAUGCAGACCAACUGGCUCUGCCUGGAGCCCAUCUUUAGCUCCCCAGACAUCAUGGGGCAGAUGCCAGAGGAGGGACUCAGCUUCAAAACCGUGGAUAAAACAUGGAGGGAGUUAAUGAGGCAGGUUUCCCAGGACAGGCAUGUUUUAGCUGUGAUGGUGAUUGAAAAGGUGCUGGAGAAGCUAAAAAGGUCCAACCAAAUCCUUGAACGUAUACACAAAGGGCUCAAUAACUACCUGGAGAAGAAACGUCUCUAUUUCCCUCGAUUUUUCUUCCUCUCCAAUGAAGAACUUCUGGAGAUCCUCUCAGAGACCAAAGACCCUACAAGAGUGCAGCCUCAUCUGAAGAAGUGCUUCGAAGGCAUUGCAAGUGUGGUGUUCACUGACACACUGGGUAUCAGCCAUAUGAAGAGCAGUGAAGGUGAAACAGUGCAGCUCCUGAACAUAAUCUCCACCUCCAAAACCAGGGGUCAGGUGGAGAAAUGGCUUCUUCAACUGGAGAAUAGCAUGGCUGUGUCCUUAAAAAAGGUAAUCAAAGAUGCAAUCAAGGCCUACCCAGAUGAAGAGAGGAGGAACUGGGUCCGCGCCUGGCCAGGCCAGACUGUGCUGUGUGUCUCACAGGUCUACUGGACAAAGGAUAUCCAUGAGGCUCUUGGUUCAGGACCAAAGGCCCUGGAUGCCUACCUGGCACAGAACAACAGACAGAUAGAUGACAUUGUGGCUCUGGUUCGUGGAAAGCUGUCCAAACAAAACCGGGUGACUCUUGGAGCUCUUGUGGUGCUGGACGUCCAUGCCCGUGACGUUUUGGCCACAUUGGUGCAAAAAGGAAUCAGUGACGAAAAUGACUUUGAGUGGCUGAGCCAGCUGCGCUACUACUGGGAGGAUGAUAAUUUGCAGACAAAGAUGAUCAAUGCUGGUUUACCUUAUGGCUAUGAAUACCUGGGCAACACUCCAAGGCUGGUUAUUACUCCCCUCACUGACCGCUGUUACCGUACUUUGUUUGGUGCCCUUCAUCUCCAUUUGGGAGGGGCCCCUGAGGGCCCAGCAGGCACAGGAAAAACGGAGACCACCAAAGACUUGGCCAAAGCAGUGGCUAAGCAGUGUGUGGUUUUUAACUGCUCCGAUGGGCUGGACUACAUAGCAUUGGGCAAAUUCUUUAAAGGCCUCUUGUCCUGUGGAGCUUGGGCCUGCUUUGACGAGUUUAACCGCAUCGACCUGGAGGUGCUGUCCGUGGUCGCCCAGCAGAUUCUCACCAUUCAGAGAGCAAUAAUAGAAAACAAAUUUGUUAUUUUUUUAUUCUCUCCAAGAGAGAUUCACAGAAUUACAUACCUCUCUCUAUUAUGUCACACGCCUUUCUCAUAUAAUACCUCUUUGCUUCCUCCCUCUUGUUUUUCUCCUUUCUCCUUCUGGUGGCCUCUUCCUCUGGAUGUUUCUUCCCUGCAGUCGGCUUUUCCAGACGAGAACGAGGACACACUGUUGCUAAGAUCCAUCAUCGAUGUCAAUCUGCCAAAGUUCCUGGCCCAUGAUCUGAAGCUUUUUGAGGGUAUUACCUCUGAUCUCUUCCCGGGUGUUAAAGUCCCAGAACGGGACUAUCACAUUCUCAUGGAAGCCAUUAAGGAAACCUGCCAGCUCAUGAACCUUCAACUGAACAAGUUCUUCACUGAGAAAAUCCUGCAGAUCUACGAGAUGAUGAUCGUAAGGCACGGCUUCAUGAUAGUUGGUGAACCAUUUGGAGGGAAAACCAGUGCCUACCGUGUGUUGGCUGCAGCUCUUUGUGACAUCUUUGAAAAGGGUCUGAUGGAUGAGAACAAGGUCCAGAUUACAGUAAUAAACCCCAAAUCUAUAACCAUGGGAGAGCUGUACGGCCGCUUUGACCCCAUCACUCAUGAGUGGUCCGAUGGCAUCCUGGCUAUCAGCUACCGAAACUUCGCCUUGUCCAAGAGCCCUGACAGGAAAUGGCUGGUCUUCGAUGGUCCAGUCGAUGCAGUGUGGAUCGAGAACAUGAACACAGUGCUGGAUGACAACAAGAAGUUGUGUCUGAUGAGUGGGGAAAUUAUUCAGAUGUCGCCUCAAAUGAACCUCAUCUUUGAGCCGAUGGAUCUGGAGGUGGCAUCUCCAGCCACGGUGUCUCGCUGCGGUAUGAUCUACUUGGAGCCCCACAUGCUUGGCUGGAGACCCCUCAUGCUGUCUUGGCUCAACACUCUGCCAGCUGCAGUCAAUGAUUCGCACAAAACCCUCAUCACCGCCCUGUUUGACCGCACACUGCCUGCCUGCCUGCAACUCAUACGAAAAGCAACCAAGGAGCUGUCCCCGACCUCCGACACCAAUCUGGUGAAGUCCCUGAUGAAUCUGAUGGACUGCAUGAUGGAUGAGUUUCAUGACCAAGCAACAAUUAACAGCAUGAGUGAAAACUAUAUUUGCUCCUGGUUGGAGGGUAUCUUUGUGUUCUGCCUGGUGUGGUCAGUGGGGGGCAGCUGUGACGAUUUGGGCCGAGUGAAGUUCGACUCUGUGCUGAAAGAGAUGCUGAGGGGCCCUUUGAGCAAAGAGACGAUGACCCGACAUGGCAUUUUGAGCGGUGCUGACGCUCCAGCCAAACCGCUGAGAGUUCGUCUCCCCGCCAAGGGUACACUCUACCAGUAUCGCUUCAUUAAGGAGGGCCCAGGCAGAUGGGAGCUUUGGACUGACCAGCUACAGACUGCACCCCCCAUACGCAGAGACAUGCAGUUCAACGAGAUCAUCGUGCCCACCGAGAACACCGUACGCUACAUGGCGCUGAUGGAGCUCCUCGUUACUCACCAGAGGCCGACUAUUUUCAUCGGCCCCACUGGCACCGGGAAGAGUGUCUACAUCACUACAUUCCUACAUAGCUCUCUGAAGAUCCCAGGUGGGGGAAGGAAUCCUGUCACCCCUCGUUUCCUGCGCCAUUUCAACCUGAUCAGCAUCAAUGAAUUUGAUGAGCAGACCAUGCAUACGAUCUUCUCCAGGAUCACUAGGUGGCAUUUUACCACACGGUUUUCCUUUCCGAAGCCAUUUGCAUCCCUGAUCCCUGAGAUAGUCGGCAGUACUCUGUCUAUGUACCAGGAGGUGACCAACAACCUGCUACCAACGCCAAAAAAAUCCCAUUAUUUGUUUAAUCUGCGUGAUGUUUCCCGAGUCAUCCAGGGUAUCUGCCUGUCAAGGCCAGAAACAGCAGAGAAGCCUUCUGUCAUCAGAAGACUUUGGGUCCAUGAGGUUCUCAGGGUGUACUGUGAUCGGUUGGUUGACGAUGCUGAUCGCUCCUGGCUUGUCAGCCAUCUGCAGACUGUGUUUCAGAAUCACAUGAAGGAAGACUUUCACCAGCUCUUCCAGCACCUGGAUCAGGACCAGGAUGGAGUGGUGACCGAAGACGACCUGCGCAGCCUCAUGUUCUGUGAUUUCCAUGACCCCAAGGGUGAAGACCAGAACUACCGUGAGGUCCACGACCUGGAGCAGCUGCGUCAGGUGGUGGAGUCGCACCUGGAAGAAUACAACACCAUCUUCAAAGCACCCAUGAAAUUGGUGCUGUUCCGCUUCGCUAUCGAGCAUAUCUGCCGCAUUUCUCGCAUCAUCAAGCAGCCGAGCGGGCACGCCCUGCUGGUGGGAAUGGGUGGCAGCGGGCGGCAGUCGCUCACCCGGCUGUCGGCCUACAUGGCAGAGGCAGAGCUGUUUCAGGUGGAAAUCACAAAGACCUAUGGGAUCAAUGAAUGGCACGAUGACCUUAAGAAGAUUCUCAGGAAGUCUACCGAGGGCGAAGCUCAUGGCGUGCUCCUCUUCACCGACUCUCAGAUCAAGAUGGAGUCCUUCCUGGAGGAUAUUGGCAACCUGCUCAACACUGGAGAGGUCCCCAACCUGUUUGCUGUGGAUGAGAAGCAGGAAAUCUGUGAAAGGAUGCGUGUGCUGGACCGCCAACGCGAUCGAGCCAAGCAGACAGAUGGCAGCCCAUUGUCCCUGUUCAAUAUGUUCUUAGAGCGCUGCCGCACACAGCUGCACGUAGUGCUGGCCAUGAGCCCAAUCGGAGACGCCUUCAGGGACCGCUUAAGACGAUUUCCCGCCCUCAUUAACUGCUGCACCAUUAACUGGUUUCAGUCUUGGCCUGAGGAUGCCCUGCAUGCCGUGGCUGAUCGCUUCCUGGAGGACAUUGAGAUGGCUGAUCGGACCCGAGAAGGCUGCAUCCACAUGUGCAAGAUAUUUCAUACAUCUGCUAUUGAUGUGUCGGCUCGCUUUUUAGAUGAACUACAGCGCUACAACUAUGUCACUCCAACUUCUUACCUGGAGUUUAUUUCUAACUUCAAAGCACUGCUGGGGACAAAAAGAGAUGAAGUGUUGAAACUAAAACAUUGCUAUGCAGUUGGUCUUGAAAAGCUGCAGUCAGCUGCAGACCAAGUGGCGACCAUGCAGGUCGAACUGGAAGCCCUGCAGCCAGACCUACUGGUGGCCAGCAAACAGGUAGACGAGAUGAUGGAGUUGAUCAAACUUGAGUCCAAGGAGGUAGCUGAGACAGAGAAGGUGGUGAAGGAAGACGAGGCUGUGUCCAACCAACAAGCCAUGGCUGCCAAGGUCAUAAAGGAUGAGUGCAACGCCGAGCUGGCUAAAGUACAGCCUCAACUGGAUAAAGCCCGGGAAUCAUUGAAUACUCUAACUCCUCAGGACAUGACGCUGUUGAAGUCCAUGAAAAACCCUCCCCCAGCUGUCAAGCUGGUUAUGGAGGCGAUUUGCAUUCUUAAAGGAGUCAAGCCAGAUCGAGUGCCGGAUUCCUCAGGUUCUGGUAGAAUGGUGGAGGACUACUGGGGUCCGGCCAAAAAGCUUUUGGGAGAUAUAAGGUUUCUACAGAGCCUCCAUGAAUACAAUAAGGACAACAUUCCAGCAAACCUAAUGGCCAUCAUCAACCAGAAGUACAUCGAUAACAAAGACUUUAAGCCAGAAAAGAUCAGAGUUGCUUCUGCUGCAGCGGAGGGAAUCUGUAGCUGGAUCAUCGCCAUUUCCCAUUAUGACGUUGCAAUCAAGAAAGUGGCUCCAAAAAGGGCAAAGCUUAAAGUGGCUGAAGAAGAGCUGCGGGUUGCUAUGGACGCCCUCCACAUUAAGCAGGCUGCCCUCAAAGAAGUCCAAGAAAAGCUUGCAAAGCUCCAAGAUACUUUAGAGAAAAAUAAAAUCAAAAAAGCUGAUCUGGAGCAGCAGGUGGAUCUGUGCAGUAAAAAACUAGAUAGAGCUGAGCAGCUGAUUGGAGGCUUGAGUGGAGAGAAGAUCCGCUGGAGUGAGAUGGCUCUCAGUCUGGAACAGCUCUUUGACAACCUGACUGGGGACAUCCUCAUAUCAGCGGGCAUCAUGACUUACCUGGGAACCUUCACCUCCAAAUACAGACAGGAUCAGGUGGAGAAAUGGAUCGAUCUGUGUAGAAGCAUAGAGAUACCGUGUUCUUCCAACAUGUCCCUCGUGAACUCGCUGGGUGACCCAGUAAAGAUCCGGGAAUGGACCGCCGCUGGCCUCCCUUCAGACAGCCUCUCUAUAGACAACGCUAUCAUCAUAUCGAAUGCCAGGCGAUGGCCCCUGAUGAUUGACCCGCAAGGCCAGGCCAACAAGUGGGUGAAAAACAUGGAGAAAGCCAACAGCCUGCAUAUCAUCAAACUGAGUGACUCAGACUUUGUGCGAAGUCUGGAAAACUGCAUCCAAUUUGGAACUCCAGUGCUGCUGGAGAACGUUGGUGAAGAACUGGACCCCAUCCUGGAGCCUCUCCUGCUCAAAAAGACCUUCAAACAGGGCGGGACUCUGUGCAUCCGACUGGGAGAUAAAACUAUAGAGUAUGCUGCUGAUUUCCGCUUCUAUAUCACCACAAAGUUACGCAAUCCUCACUAUUUACCUGAGAUCUCAGUGAAGGUGACACUGCUGAACUUCAUGAUUACCCCUGAGGGCAUCCAGGACCAGCUGCUGGGAAUCGUGGUGGCUCAGGAAAGGCCAGAUCUGGAGGAGGAGAAACAAGCCCUCAUCCUCCAGGGAGCAGAAAACAAAAGACAGCUGAAGGAGAUAGAGGAUAAGAUCCUGGAGGUGCUCUCCUCCUCAGAGGGCAACAUUCUAGAGGACGAAAAAGCCAUUAAUGUCCUGUCCAGCUCCAAGCUUUUAUCCAAUGAAAUCACAGAAAAACAGGCCGUGGCUGAAAAGACCGAGCUGAAGAUUGAUAAGACCCGCAUGGACUACAAACCCAUCGCCGUUCACUCUUCCAUCCUGUUCUUCUCUAUUGCUGACCUGGCUAACAUCGAGCCCAUGUACCAGUACUCCCUGACCUGGUUUAUUAACCUCUUCAUCAGCUCCAUCGACGGCUCAGAGAAGACCGAAGACGUUGGACAGAGACUGCAGAUCCUCAGAGACCAUUUUACCUACACGCUGUACGUCAACGUGUGCCGCUCUCUGUUUGAGAAGGACAAGCUGCUUUUUUCCUUCUGCCUCAGUGUCAAUCAGCUCAUGCACAACAAGCUGGUGGAGGAGGUGGAGUGGCGCUUCCUUCUUACAGGCGGCGUAGGCCUGGACAACCCUCACACCAAUCCCUGCAGCUGGCUUCCUCAAAAGUCUUGGGAUGAAAUCUGUCGUCUAGAUGAGAUUGAAAGCUUCAGAAACUUCCGUCAGGAUUUUAAUGAACACCUCAGUGAUUGGAAAGAGGUUUAUGAGAACCCGAACCCCCAUCAGACUCCGUUCCCGGGUAUGUGGCAGGAGAAGCUGAGCCGCUUUCAGAAAAUGAUGGUGAUCCGUUGUCUCAGACCCGACAAGAUUGUCCCCAUGGUGCAGGAGUUUGUAUCAGACAAUUUGGGCCAACCCUUCGUCGAACCGCCGCCCUUUAACCUGAGCACAGCCUUCGCAGACAGCCACUGCUGCUCUCCCCUCAUCUUCCUCCUAUCUCCAGGCUCAGACCCCAUGGCGGCUCUGCUUAAAUUCGGAGAUGAGAAGGGCUUCUCUGGUAACAAGCUGACCUCCCUGUCUCUGGGCCAAGGACAGGGGCCCAUAGCCAUGAAAAUGAUCCAGACAGGCAUUAAUGAUGGCACCUGGGUGGUUCUGCAAAACUGCCACUUAGCUACUUCAUGGAUGUCAACACUAGAGAGCGUUUGUGAGGGACUGGGACCAGACACCACCCACCCAGACUUCAGACUGUGGCUGACCAGCUACCCCUCCUCCACCUUUCCUGUGACUGUUCUCCAGAACGGAGUUAAGAUGACCAACGAGGCUCCGAAGGGCCUCCGCUCCAACAUCGCCCGCUCCUUUUUGAUGGACCCCAUCUCCGAUCCAGAGUUCUUCAACAGCUCCAAAAAGCCGGCUGUGUUCAAGAAACUGCUGUACGGCUUGUGUUUCUUCCACGCCCUGACCCAGGAAAGAAGGAAGUUUGGACCUUUAGGAUGGAACAUCCCUUAUGAAUUCAAUGAGACGGACCUGAGGAUCUCUGUGCAGCAGCUGCACAUGUUCCUGGAACAGUAUCAGGAAGUCCCGUUUGAUGCCCUGCGCUACAUGACUGGAGAGUGUAACUACGGAGGACGGGUGACUGAUGACUGGGACAGACGAACUCUGCGCACUAUCCUCUCCAUCUUCUACAAUUCGCACAUAAUAGAGGACCCUGACUACAAGUUUGAUGCCAGCGGGCUUUACGGAGCACCACCAGAGGGCGAUUACAACAGCUACUUAGAGUUUACAAAGUCACUUCCUCUCAACCCGUCACCGGAGAUCUUUGGCAUGAACGCCAACGCAGACAUCGCCAAGGACCAGGCCGAGACGCAGCAUCUGUUUGACAGCAUCCUGCUCACUCAGUCCCGCUCUGCAGGCAGAGACGCCAAAUCCUCCGACGACAUGGUGUUUGAAGUGGCAGCCGAUAUCCUGAGCAAGCUGCCUGCAGACUUUGACUUGGAAGCUGUGCUGAGGCGCUUUCCCACCAGCUACCAGCAGAGCAUGAACACAGUGCUGGUGCAGGAGAUGGGCCGCUUCAACAACCUGCUCUGCACCAUCCGGGAGUCCUGCAUCAACAUUCAGAAGGCCAUAAAGGGCCUGGUGGUGAUGUCAGCAGAGCUGGAGGAAGUAGUCAGCAGCAUCCUAAAGGGUCGUGUUCCCAGCAUGUGGAUGAAGAAGUCGUACCCCAGCCUGAAGCCGCUGGGAAGCUACGUCAACGACUUCCUCCAGAGACUCAAGUUCUUACAGAUGUGGCUGAAGCCCAUGAAGCGGCAGGAUGUUCCUGAGAGGAUGUGCUACCUGGCUCCCGUCUACAAGACAAGCGAGCGGCGAGGAACUCUGUCCACCACCGGACACUCCACCAACUACGUGGUCGCCAUGACGUUGAACUCCGACGUCCCCCCCGAGCACUGGAUCAGAAGAGGAGUCGCUCUGCUCUGUCAGCUCAGCUCGUAGCUGCAGCUUUGUUUCAGCACCAAGGUGUGAAUAAAACGUUUAACACAU
Cyprinodon variegatus (sheepshead minnow) is the source of this 10647-nucleotide messenger RNA. It is a transcript of the gene dnah7, whose product is annotated as dynein, axonemal, heavy chain 7. The transcript is spliced from 58 exons. Gene Ontology annotation, biological process: microtubule-based movement. Gene Ontology annotation, molecular function: calcium ion binding; dynein light intermediate chain binding; minus-end-directed microtubule motor activity. The record is from RefSeq and is a predicted model, not a curated record. NCBI's taxonomy places the organism in Eukaryota, Metazoa, Chordata, Actinopteri, Cyprinodontiformes, Cyprinodontidae. Gene Ontology annotation, cellular component: dynein complex. Bases 1 to 10599 code for a protein of 3532 amino acids.